UCCGCCUUCGGGAACCGUUACGCUGGUGACCGACUCACUCGUACGCAGCGCCGCCGCCGCCGACGCCGCCCCUCUCGCAAUGGCGAGGCCGUCGCGCCAAACCCUGGGCCUCACCUCCCUCCGCCGCCUCGAUGUCAUCUCGAGGUCGCCUCCUCCGCCCGCUUCGGUGCUCCGGAGAGCCGCGGCCGUCGCGCUGCCCUGCGCCGUGCUGUACCGAGCCGUCCUGUCGCACUGGAAUGCGCCUCCGCCGGUGCAGAACGACCGGUAUCGACGGCUCUGGCGGGAUUUGGAUCCGCCGCGCGCUCCAGUUAUGGUCCCCGGGGAGUACGGCGACCUCGACCCCAUCUCCGCCAACGAUCCGGAGCAGGAUCUAAGGAUGAGGUUCUGGAGGCCUGCUCUCCCGGACGGCUGUGCACGCAGUCGCGAGGAUGUGAAAGCCUGGAAGCAACACAACAAAAGGGACUUGGCAUUAACGAGAGAGACAUAGAGCAAGUUCCGGAGAGGUUUUUCUAUAACUGGACUGCCAUGGUGUGGAAGAAGUCUUUGGGAAACAAAGAACUGUCAAGCAUGCAUAUGCUUAUUGACACGUAGGCUCAGAGCUGGUGCACCAAGCAAAAAAUUUAAUCUUCCACCAAACCACAGUCUAACUAUAUCUCGAUACACAAAGUGCUUGAACCACUUAUCUUCUCAAUCACCUUAUGGAUGGUAGAAGAGCAGCCCUUGUAAAGAGGUUUAACUCCCUCCCUACUAGCAAUGUGGCAUUGAACUCCUUGUACAUGCCAUGCAAUUCGCAAAUGGGCAUUUGAGAUUCUUCAGGAUUUGAUAGAUCAAAUGUGCCUUUGCCCAUAAAAUCCAACAAUAGGAUGUUCUUAUAGGGAUUUUUCUUUGAGGCCAUUUAGUUUAAUUUGAUGGGCAGCAAAUGGUCAUGAUUCACGAAUGCAUGAUUUGGUUGUUAAAAUCUUCAGACCUUAAGAAGUGGGUGAAUACGAUUAA
Messenger RNA from Lolium perenne, 993 nucleotides. RefSeq lists its product as uncharacterized. NCBI's taxonomy places the organism in Eukaryota, Viridiplantae, Streptophyta, Magnoliopsida, Poales, Poaceae. The record is from RefSeq and is a predicted model, not a curated record.